GCUCUCAAACCCCUAUAGAGCUGCAGGAAUACGAGUUUUCUCGGGAAGUAGAUCGUAUUUUUCUGUAGGAUCGAAGAGAGGAGCAGUCCAUUGCAUUGAAAGAUCACGCAGUCCCAUUGGUUGCAUUUCGUGAAAGAGGUGUCACGAACUUGACGGAUCUUGCGCAUUACCUUCUGAGAACCAAUCACUACCGAGAUUCGAGACCACGUGAACCGAGCACAUGAAACUGUUGUCAACCCAGCCGUGCGUCGAAUUUGAAUGGAGGACAACUAGCGAAGCUUAAAGAAGGUUAAAGCUACGAUGACGGGGCGAGCCAGGGGUAGAAGUCGUGGUCGAGGGCGAGGAGGCGCGGGCGGCGAUGCCGCGCGAAGACCCGGGGAAGGAACACAGCAAAGCGCUCCUGAACAGGUUGCCCCGGUAGGACGUGGACGAUCAAGAGGCCCUCCUCCGGCUCAAGCAGCAGCUCCUGCCCCCCAACAACAACAAAAACCGGCUGCACCUCCGACUGAAGCCAUGGCAGCGAUGAGUGUCCGGCAAGAACAGAGACCUCCGGUGGGUACAACUGGAUCAGCAGAGCAGAGGCCUCCACGCCGUUCAAGAGACAUACCAAGCGAUCCUGCGACAAAGCCUGCGCACGUAGUUGACAAAAAGGGAGGCACUGGAAAAACUAUUCAGUUGGUAACUAACCAUUUUAGGUUGAUGACCAAACCAAACUUCGCUGUGUACCAGUACGACGUCAGCUUCAAUCCCGAGAUUGAAUCAAAACGGCUGCGCGUCGCUCUCCUCAAGAGUCAGAGUGCUGUCAUUGGCCAAGUGCACGCCUUUGAUGGGAGGAUGUUGUUUCUUCCAUUGCGGCUGGCAGAUCAAGUGACUAAGCUCAAUCUCGAAACGCGUAGCGGAAAUGCUGUAGAGAUGACCAUCACGUUAACUAAUGAAAUCCCUAAAGAUUCACCAAGCAUGCUGCAGUUGUACAACAUCAUCUUUCGCAGGAUUCUUAAAAACAUAGGCAUGCAGCAGGUUGGCCGAAACUAUUACCACAUCGAUCAUCCCAUUAUGAUCGACAAGUUCAAGUUGGAACUGUGGCCAGGUUAUACAACCUCUAUUAUGCCAUAUGAAACUGAAGUCCUUCUUAGUGCAGAUGUGUCGCACAAAGUUUUAAGACAAACGACUGUGCUAGAGUAUCUCUAUGAGCUCUACAAUACUGUAAAUCAACGAGAUUUCCACAGUACAGCCACGAAGAAGCUUGUGGGUCAGAUAAUCUUGACAAGGUACAACAACAAAACGUACCGCAUUGAUGACAUCAAGUGGGAUGUGUUUCCAUCUCAUACCUUCCAUGGCAGAUUCAAAGGGGUUGAACGCGAUAUAUCCUAUAUUGAAUAUUAUCAGGAGACAUAUGAGCGGACCAUUACUGAUAGGGAUCAACCCCUCCUUGUUAGUCGCUUAAAGAAACUUCCGGGCCAGAAAAUGAGAAUUCCUGAGGGUGAACUCUUUCUUGUACCAGAAUUGUGCUUCUUAACAGGACUAACUGACGAGAUGCGCAAUGAUUUCAUGCUCAUGAAGGAUCUUGCAGUUCAUACCAGAGUUGAUCCCAAAGCACGUAACCAGUCUCUUAUGAGGUUUAUGGGGAGCAUACAAAGUAAUGAAGAAUCAGCUGCUGAGUUGUCAGGCUGGAAUCUAGAGUUUGAAAAAACAACUCUAAACUUGCCUGGAAGAGUUCUUCCUGCUGAGAAGAUCUACCAGAAGAACAAGUCUUAUUCAUAUGACCCUAAGAGUGCUGAUUGGUCCAAGGAGAUGAGAGGCAAUCCCCUUCACAGUACUGUGAACUUGGAGAAUUGGAUUCUCGUCUACACUCAAAGGGACACUGGAAAUGCAAAGGAUUUUUCACAGACUUUGAGGAAGGUUUGCGGUCCUAUGGGAAUCAGUGUGGCCAACCAUAUCGAUUGCCCAAUUCAGAAUGACCGCACAGAAACCUACUUAAGUGCUAUUAAAAAUAAUGUCAGUCCUGCGUUGCAAAUGGUAGUCACAAUUUUAACAACCAACCGCAAAGACCGUUAUGAUGCCAUCAAGAAGUUGUGUUGCUUGGAGAAGCCAGUGCCAUCUCAGGUGAUUGUAGGUCGUACCAUCUCAAAGAAGCAGAUGUUGAUGAGUGUUUGUACCAAGAUUGGCAUCCAACUCAAUGUUAAACUUGGGGGUGAAGCUUGGGCAGUGGAAAUUCCUCUGCAAAGGACUAUGGUGAUAGGAAUUGAUUGUUAUCAUGAUUCAUCAACGAAAGGCCGUUCUGUUGGUGGAUUUGUUGCCAGUAUGAACAAAACCUUGACUAAGUAUUAUUCCAAGGUAAGCUUCCAACACACUGGUAUGGAGCUCAUUGAUCAAUUGAAGACGAACAUGACAGCCGCUCUUAGGAGAUACCAUGAGGUAAACGGUGAUUUGCCCGAGCGAAUAAUCAUUUACCGUGAUGGCGUGGGUGAUGGACAGCUGCGGCUUGUUGUGGAACAUGAAGUCCCACAGCUGAAGGCAUCCUUCCAAGACAUUUCGGGUGGCUACAAACCCAAGUUUUCGGUCGUCAUUGUGAAGAAGAGGAUCAGUGCCAGGAUUUUCCACAGAUCUGGAGAUGCUGUUAAUCUGACAAACCCACCUCCUGGCACUGUCGUUGAUUCUGAUAUCACGCGCAAAGAAUGGUAUGACUUCUUUCUUGUCAGCCAGUCCGUUCGUCAAGGAACAGUGUCCCCAACCCAUUACAACGUGAUUGAGGACAGCUCCGGGUUGACACCAGACCACUUCCAGCGCUUGACAUACAAGCUGACUCACUUGUACUACAACUGGCCGGGCACCGUUCGUGUACCAGCUCCAUGCCAGUAUGCCCACAAGUUGGCGUUCCUUGUUGGACAGUCGCUGCACCAAGCUCCCAGCGGGGAGCUGGCGGACAAACUAUUUUUCCUUUAGAAGGUCUUUUCAGAAAAACACGCCGACGUUUCAUUUUGUUUCGAUAGCAUUCUUUUUCAUCGAAACAUUCUCCGGCAGCGUCCAUAAGAAGAACAAGUUUAUAGUUGGAAACGAGUGAACUUCGUUUUUUGCGUUGCAUGAUGUUUAUUGAAUUUAUUUUGAAUCUUUAGAGAUAAGAAACUCUCAAAGCUUUUAUGGAAUUUAGAACACCGUGAUUUUGCCUGAUUUAAGAAUUAAAGUGACAAGUACAUAUCCAAAAAAUUAGAUUUCUUUUUCAGACAAGAUAAUAUCACUCUUAUAUUUCUAUUUUUGUAGAAACUUUAAAGGAAGGGUGGUGACGUUACUGUUGUAUUAAAUUGUUUAACAUUUA
This is a messenger RNA of Orbicella faveolata, 3313 nucleotides long. Its product is annotated as piwi-like protein 1. Gene Ontology annotation, molecular function: protein binding; RNA binding. Lineage: Eukaryota; Metazoa; Cnidaria; Anthozoa; Scleractinia; Merulinidae. The record is from RefSeq and is a predicted model, not a curated record.